CAGUCGUCUUCGUUAGGCUUACCGCUCGAACACACCCAUUCUAUCCCUGUGCUGACCUCUGACAGCUGCCUCUCCCUACACAAACACGGAAGCAGCAUGGCGUCAGACAGCAACAGCUCCGAGAGCCAACGAAUUGCACAGCAAAGAUUGAGGAUAAUUGCCGGGCAUUUACAGAAACAUAAGGACGAUGACUCGGGAAUUAUCGUAACUGAAUGCAAAGCUGAAGCGAAUAAAGGGACGGUGCCGAGAAAGAGGCAGGAGAUUAUGAAGUGGAAUGGCUGGGGGUACAGUGACUCCAAAUUCCUCUUCAAUAAGAAGGGUCAAGCAGAAUUCACAGGCAAAAGGUAUAGGCUAAGCGGGAUGGUCCUGCCCAGUUUGCAGGACUGGUUUGAAAACACCUUUGGCGCCAGUGUGAACCAUAAAAGCCCCGCGACACCCGCUCUGAAUGCCAGUGCUGUGCCACCGGCCAGACUGAACAAGGCGUUCGUUGAGGACCUGAAGGCCACGGGCAUCCCCUUCUCCCAUGAGGCUGAGGACAGGGUGUUCCGUGCCCACGGUCAUUGCUUACAUGAAAUCUUUGCUCUCAGAGAAGGGAAGAAAUUUGAGCGGGUUCCGGACAUGGUGGUGUGGCCAAACUGCCACAACGACGUGGUGAAAAUUGUGGAGCUGGCAUGCAAGCACAAUGUUUGUUUGAUACCGUACGGCGGAGGGACCAGUGUGACCAGUGCUCUAGAGUGCCCCCCGGAGGAGACUCGCUGCAUCGUCUCUCUGGAUACUUCACAGAUGAACCGCAUUUUGUGGAUCGACGAGAAGAAUUUAGUCGCCCACGUUGAAGCGGGCAUCAUCGGUCAGGAUUUGGAGAGAUUACUCAACGAGAGCGGCUACUGUACGGGGCAUGAGCCCGACUCCAUGGAGUUCAGUUCCCUAGGAGGCUGGGUGGCCACGAGGGCAUCGGGUAUGAAGAAGAACGUAUACGGCAACAUCGAGGACCUGGUGAUCCACAUAAAGGUGGUGACCCCUCGAGGAGUGAUAGAGAAGAGCUGCCAGGGGCCACGCAUGUCCACUGGGCCGGACAUCCACCACUUCAUCCUGGGCUCAGAAGGAACUCUUGGUGUGGUUACCGAGGUAACGAUGAAGAUCCGGCCAAUCCCAGAGUACCAGAAGUACGGCUCGGUGGUCUUCCCAAACUUUGAGGCAGGAGUGGCCUGCUUACGAGAGGUAGCCAAGCAGAGGUGUGCACCUGCAUCCAUCCGGCUCAUGGAUAACGAACAGUUUCAGUUCGGUCAUGCCCUGAAACCUCAAGUGUCGUCCAUUUUCACAAAUUUUGUGGAAGGGUUAAAGAAAUUCUACAUCACCAAGUUCAAAGGUUUCGACCCCCACCAGUUGGUUGUUGCCACCCUGCUGUUCGAAGGGGACCGCGAGAGGGUCUUGCAGCAUGAAAAACAAGUUUACGACAUUGCUGCAACUUUUGGGGGCCUGGCAGCUGGAGAGGACAAUGGACAGAGAGGCUACAUUCUGACCUUCGUCAUCGCUUACCUCCGGGACUUGGGGAUGGACUACUACGUGGUCGCGGAAUCAUUUGAGACAUCGGUGCCUUGGGACAGGGUGUUGGACCUUUGCCGGAAUGUCAAAGAGCGUAUUAACCGAGAGUGUAAAGAGCGAGGGGUCCAGUUUCAACCCUUGACCUCAUGCAGAGUGACUCAGACCUAUGACGCUGGCGCAUGUGUUUACUUCUACUUUGCCUUCAACUACAGAGGACUGGCGGAUCCAGUACAUACAUAUGAACAAGUGGAGCACGCUGCUAGAGAGGAGAUCCUAGCCAAUGGAGGAAGCCUCUCGCACCACCAUGGAGUUGGGAAACUUCGGAAGGAGUGGAUGAAGGAGAGCAUCUCCAGCUUGGGCGUCGGGAUGCUCCAGUCCGUCAAGGAUUAUGUGGACCCAGAUAACAUUUUCGGCAACCGAAACCUCCUCUAAUUUACUCGUUGCUUUGUUUUCCACCUUUUAUCUUCACACCUUUUCUAACAGCCUCUCGUGCAAUUGGCUUUAACAGUUUUACUAAAAUGUGAAAUUGACAUGAAAAUAAAUAUAAACGUUCCCCCCCCCCUCCUCCUGUAUGACUUGAGUUGAGCUGUCAUCAUCAGACGUGGUUCCAUUCCUAGGGUGUGUGUCUGGUUCUUGAGGAAAGCAAUAAGCUGGUCACCUUUCACUUUCCUCGCGUUACAUUCUGUUGCAGGCGGUAACAAUAAUCAUCUAUGAUUCAUUUUUGAAGAUCAUUGCAUCAAGGCCUCAGUCCUUUCCAGAGUAUGUAUCAUACUAACUAUAGUACUGUGAGUGUGUACUGUUGCUCUUUUCAGUCACGUGUACAACACGCCAUAGGAAUGGCCUUUCAUACUGUACAUGAUGCGAGCUAACUUUUGUGAUCCCAUGUUUGCCAUUUUAUUAAUUCAUGAAUUGUUUCCUACGAUUUAUGCCAUCUUCACUAAUUUAAUUUGUAUUUGUACCCAUUGUUUAUUCACCUGUGUUUGGCACUACUUUAGCAGGAAGUUUGAGAUGAACGCACUCUGUAAAUCCCUGUGCCUUUCUGAAGACGUCUCCCUUUCCUCCUCAUAUACUCCAGGCGCAAAGGUUACCGACUGGAAGCUUGACUAGUUUGUCUUUUUUUUAUGGCAUCCUGUUUCUUCCCUAAUAAUGACCAUGCCCUUCAUUAGAGAUUUCUGUUUCCAAUUGGUCUUUGAAUCUCGACUCAAGCCCUCAUGCCUUUUAGUUAUGACUUAGAAUGAUGAGUUAUUGCCACGGGAGAUGUGUAUUUUGUUUGGAUCUAAACAUGUACCUACCUAGGAGUAUUUACAUUAUGCUUGAGUGGUGCCUACUGAAAAUUGACCUCAGGGUUCAAACGUCCCUACCCUAAAACCUUAACUAUUACGUUAAACUGUCAUUGAAGAAACUAUGACAAGGUUAGAUGAUGCAUCUAUCAACUCAUAUUAUUCAUAUUUUUGUAUUGAUUUGUCUGAAUUAGAUUUGAACCUUGCAUGGUCUUUGCUUGUCAUAUAGAGUUCAGUUUGUGGACAAAGCCAAUGUACUUGGAUCGUACAUGCUUUAGUGUGUACCUUUAGUGUUAACAGGUUACAGACAACUGAAUCCCAAUGCCCAUGUUUGUACCAAAGACUUUUCACACAACCCAUUCACCAUGCAAACAUACUGGAUGUAUAUGUUUGUACAUGUUGUAUAGUUAAAUACAUUUAGUAUUACAUUAACAUUUAUAUAUCCUGAUGAUACUUUUUUAUUAUUCAUAUAUGCAAAUACCCAGAAACCAUCUCUAGAAAUAUCCAAAAAUAUAUCUGUUACUGUAAGUAUUACAUGUACAGUACUUAUUCCUGUUCAUAUCAGACAAAACUUCAUUAAAAUGUAAUUACAAUUGUCACUACUUCAAAAUAAGUUGCUUGUAUUUACACACAAAUACAUCAGCAUUCAUUGCUAGUCUGGUGAGCGUCCCAGUAUUGUUGUUUUGUUGGAAAGGAUACAUUUGAGUCUAACAAAAUUGUACCUUUGUCAUUUACCGAUGAUUGUGUAGCUAAGUUUGGCCUCUCUUUUGGAGGCAUGUGUUGAUGUUGUGGCCAAUCCUGAACUCGCAGACAUGGAUUAUACUGUGCGGUGCUAGAGAAAGAUACAUGAAAUGUUGUGCGGACAUUUUCCUGUCACUACUACUGUAUGACUUUGUUCCUCUUGUUCCCAAGCUAGCCUCACAGCUUUCCCACAGUGCAUUGUGUCACCAUGCCACCUUCCUGCCCAAGUGUCUCAUCUCCAAUUAACAUUUUGCCUCAAUGAAGGAAAUGGUGGGGCCCCAGCCAGUAUUUUCUGAUCAGUUUCAUGCUUUUACUUGUUGUGAUGGUAUCGAAAGAGAACUUAACGAGAGCUUGAAAGUUUGUUAUUUUCCACUUGAUAGUAUUAAUAUUCAAGUACAUUUUGUUAAUGCUGUUUGUGCAAUAAAUUGAAAUAAAACAA
Molecule: messenger RNA, 4002 nt
Organism: Salvelinus fontinalis (brook trout)
Lineage: Eukaryota; Metazoa; Chordata; Actinopteri; Salmoniformes; Salmonidae
Product: alkyldihydroxyacetonephosphate synthase, peroxisomal-like
Exons: 20
Coding region: 97-1974 (625 amino acids)
Biological process (GO): lipid biosynthetic process
Molecular function (GO): alkylglycerone-phosphate synthase activity; FAD binding
Source: RefSeq, a predicted model, not a curated record